This is a messenger RNA of Phasianus colchicus (ring-necked pheasant), 7300 nucleotides long. RefSeq names its product ATP synthase c subunit lysine N-methyltransferase (gene ATPSCKMT). The record is from RefSeq and is a predicted model, not a curated record. Gene Ontology annotation, cellular component: mitochondrion. Gene Ontology annotation, biological process: positive regulation of proton-transporting ATP synthase activity, rotational mechanism; peptidyl-lysine trimethylation; regulation of mitochondrial ATP synthesis coupled proton transport. Gene Ontology annotation, molecular function: protein-lysine N-methyltransferase activity. NCBI's taxonomy places the organism in Eukaryota, Metazoa, Chordata, Aves, Galliformes, Phasianidae.
UCCUGUGCCGGGUAGGACCCUGGCUUUUCAGACUUGUAGGGGGCUUCUGUAGGCCCACUCGUUAACACUCGCUAAAGCACGUUUCCUCCGGUGUGAUGCCUGGUGCCCCAACAGCAGAGAGCCCCUUGCCAGCAGGCUCUGAGGAUGGUUCUGGAAGAAGACACUGGGGGCUGUGGAUCACAGCUGGCAUUGGUGGCACCCUGGUGGCAUUGUAUGCUGUUGUCACCCCCUUUGUGGUUCCGGCUCUGAGGAGAGUCUGCCUGCCCUUCGUUCCUGCAACUUCAGCUCAGAUCGAGAACGUCCUGAAGAUGUUACAAGGCAGAAGAGGCUCUGUAGUUGACAUUGGUAGUGGGGAUGGCCGUAUUGUGAUAGCAGCUGCAAAAAGGGGAUUUGAAGCUGUUGGUUAUGAGUUAAAUCCCUGGUUAGUCUGGUACUCCAGAUACCGUGCCUGGAGGGACGGGGUACAUCACAAUGCCAAGUUUUAUAUUUCAGAUUUAUGGAAGGUUUCUUUUUCACGUUAUACAAAUGUUGUUGUUUUUGGGGUACCUCAAAUGAUGCCAGAGCUGGAGAAGAAGCUCAAAGAAGAACUUGAAUGUAAUGCCAGAAUCAUUGCUUGUCGUUUUCCAUUUCCAUGCUGGAUCCCAGAUCAUACAACUGGAGAGGGAAUAGACACUGUAUGGGCCUAUGAUUUGAAACAUUCUGGAGGAUUUGAAGCAAGAAGCUUGAAAAUUACACCAGAAAGAGAAUCUUGAACAUCCAGUGUAUUUAUGUACUGAAAUUUUCAGCUUUGACUUCGUUUGUUAGAUGAUAAGUGUAAUGCAACAUAUACCUCAGGGUAUGGAGGGCUAUAUUCUCUAAAAUGAUGGGGAGUACACUGAUUAUUUGAAAACACAAAAAGGUGGAGUUAAAGGAUGUAAUGUGGUUGAUAAAAGAAUGAGAAAUCGUUACAGAAAUCAAUGACUGUGAUAUGGAAAAUGGAGUAAAACAAGGUAUAGUAAUGCCAAGGGAAACAUGUAAGUUCAAAUACUUGAAUUCGCUAACCUAAAAUGUGUAUUCUUUUUGAUUCUUUGUAGCAUUUGCUACUGUUUUUGGGGAUGGUGUGCCAUUGGCUUCUCAAAUGAGCCGUAGUUCCCAAAUGUCUUCAUUAGGUAAACUAAACAAGCAUAAUCAAUAUACAUCAUACAUCAAACUAUGCAAACCGAGUGUGAAGAUGCUGGUAUUUUGCACUUCAGCCAUAAAUGUGUGUUUUUAAAUGGGAUAUGAUGCAACAAGCAAAUAUGAGUAUAUUCAUUAACAGAAUUGCAUCCCUUCAUUAUGAUUGUGCAUCUUUAUUUCUAUGGAGACAAAAUUGCAGGAAUGAGCUCUUGUUGGCAUAGGUAUUUGCAGAUGACCCUGAUUUUUUGUCCUAAGGUCUCUGAUUUGGGAAAGAUUUCACAAGUCAUCUACUUGGCCAUGAACAGUCACACCUCUGAUGUGUCCAAACCUUGGAAAAGGCAUGUGUGAAACUUGCUUACUUGGGUGCAUUGGGAAGACAAUCUCUGAUUCCAGAGGAAGUUGGUCUGGCUAGCUUCAUUAAAUCUGAGUAGACCCGAUCUGAUUUAUAGUGAAAUGAGCAAUGAGUUUUCCAAUUGGGCUUAUUUUUACUCUGAGCUGUUGUAUCUGAGAUUCUGCAGAAUCGUGGCAUCAUUGCUCAGCUUUUCCUUGGAAGUGAAGCCAAGUUCUCUCUUUCACUCUCACUGAUAGUGAUUUGCAGUGGGGAGCUAUCACUGCUGUAAGGUUGUUCUUUUCUAACAUGGUAGCAUGGUUACAGCACUUCUGUUUUGUAACAUUCUGCUUACUUGAUUUUUCUUUUGGUUCCUGGGUAAAGUUUGGCCAUCUUCUCCAAUUAACAAUGAAUGAAAAUAAGAUAUAGCCUACCUUGGCCCCAUUAUAAAACAACAGAAUGGCUGCAAGGGGCUUCCAAAGGUAAUCUAGUUCAAUCCUGAUCAAGCAGGAGUGGCUAGUCAGUUGCCCAGGGUUGUGUCAGUCAGCUUCUGAAUUUCUCUGAGGAGGAAGACUUUGCUAUGUAGUGACCAUGUAAGUUUGUCAGACCUCUGCGUGUGGGAUAUCUGUAGAACUAAGGUAGAACAAGUUAGGAAUUUGUUUCCUGACCAGACACUGCUUUUUGGGUCAACAAAAAACCUGUGAUGUUUCAUUAGCAGUUGAAAGGUGUAUUUCUUGGACUUGCAGUAUCUGACUUGAAAAUAAAUGGUACAGUAGAAUCUCAUGUACACAAAAAGAAGAAAGGAGCAAAUGUAUGUGCUGGAUCCUGCAAUGGAAAGGAUGAUGGCAGUCUUACAUAUGGUCAAGUGCAGCUGUGAACAUCAAGACUAUCUCUUGAAGAAUACUUAUUACUGGUGAACCAUCUCUUACAGCAUUUCACUACAGUGUCGCAUUAGUAGAUCUUAUUAAACUGCACUAAACUCUUUCAACGUUAUUUAAGAGAUGUAAGUAUUGCAGUGAUAGGACUGGGCUACAAUGGCUUACCUAAAAUGUCUGUGUUUAAUUUAAUAUCCAUUUAAUGGCCAUAAAACUAGUAUCUCAAAGGAUGUCUGAAACUAUUUCUACUAAAAUAGACUAUACAGAAGGGAUGUUAGCUAACCGAGCCAGGAGUCCUUUCCUGAAUAUUUGUAAAGAAGAAGCAAAAGAUUUUGAUAAAGUAAGGUGUGACUCACCUGUCAUGCUUUGCUUUGACGCAUCUUUCUGCUACUUGCUUUCACUGACAUUCACUCAGGUUAGAUUGCCUGGAAUGAAGCAGAUAUAUUGUGCCUUGUGUUUGGCUAUGUAUUUGUCUAUUGUGUUAACACAUAAAUCUGAUUUUCUCAGUUCUGCUUUAAAGACUCUGGUGUGGACUUCUUAGUUAUCAGCUACUGCUCCAGAAAUACUUGUUGAAGAGAGUGAGGUGGAAUUAAUGAUGUGGUGGCAUGAGCUUUAAGAACAUUUAGUGCUGUUCUCAAGGCGAGGAGGAAUUUAUGAUUGCUUUUAAAGCAAAGCAGAGGCCUGUUUCUUACUCUAGACAUAUACCUUUUGUUAAGGGUCUACACUCAAAUAAGCAGUGGUCUACAGGGUUUUUAUUCCUUAUUUUAUUAAGGAAUGCAUUUCUUGUUUUAUGGCUGAAGUGCAAAACAGAAAGCGAAUUGCUCUGAUUUAUACAGGGAACCUGAGAAAGCAUUUUUUUUAAUGUCAUUUUCAGUUUUCCCAAUCACUUACUAGAAUUUAAUCAAGUAAGGUAUCAAAUGAGCAUAACCAUGGCUUCAGUUUUCACUGUAUGAAUUAUAUUGCUACACUUCCAAUUGCUCAGAUAAUUAUGAUUUCAUUGAUGUGCUGCUUCAAAGUACCAAUUUGUUACUUUUGAAAACUAAAAAAGCCUUAGAGAACUGGCUUAAUCAAAUUAUAGUGCCAGUCUAAAGCCACAAGAAGGAAACCCCCAAGCUAUGCAUGCUGCUGUUUAAAAUUAAGGUAAUUCAGAUGCACAGAGGAAAAAAAUAAAACACAAAACAAUAGUUUAUCUUUGAUUGUUUUCUAGUAGAAUCACCUGAGUUUUGGGAGCUACUUGUCCUGACGUAUCUUAGCAGAAAAGGAAUGUUGCUGCAUUGCCAAAUGAGUAAUGCUUUACUGAAAUUCAGUAGAACUUGAUCUGUGUGAAAAUAAAUGAUAGUUCUUUGGGCAGUGGUUUGAUUACAAGAGUGCCAUCUGAUAUGCACGUUGCUUGGUGUAUGCUGCACAGUCAGUAUGGCUACUCCAGUCUCAACCAAGCUUGUCCAGAUUUGUGUAUUUGUUGAGCCCUAGGCAUUUCUGUAUUACUUGGUGUUUUUAAGUUCUUGACUUACCCUUUGGAGUGUGAUAAUAUGCUGUCAUUUAAUCUAAUACUGUUCCAAAGAAGCUCAUCCUCCAUCUCUGCAUUGCUACUUAUUUGUAACUCGUAAACUGUAGCCAGGUAAGGAGAUGCAAAAUCAAAGUAGUGCAUUUCAAAAAAGGUAGGGGAAUGAGUAUUAUCAUUGGGGAAAACACUUCCAGGGCCCAGGCUUAGGGAAAGUCUUUUAACUUUAAUAAAGGAUAUGUCUCAUGAGGCACCAGAGAUCUCCUACAUUCUGUACUAGUAUUGUUUUUAAGGCAUUUCUCAUGUGAACAUACUUUAAAAAAAAAAAAAAAUGUUACCACUAUUGCAGUACCAUUCUGAGAUCUGAAGAGGAAGUAGGCAGAGGUAACAUCUUCAUCUUCUAUGUUUUGUACUGUGGGGAGAAGAGAGGAAGGAUAUCUAUAGCCAGAGUAUGGCACUUUGAGCCAUUCCAAAAGCUGUCUGACAGACUAGCAUCAUAUCUGUAUGAAUUACUCAUUGGAUUUGUGCAUUCAUAUUAAGAAUGAGCUGUGGGGAAAUGAGUCUGGUGCCAUUAUGCUUGAAUGAACAGGGAUUCCUCAUAGAUUACCUCAGACUUCUGUAGUUUAUUUUUAUUAUGGUUUGCAAAUACUGAAGCAUUAUUCAAGGAAACAUGAUUCUUUCAAAUACAUGAUUCAAGAGGGCACUCUAACAUCAGAUUUAAUGACAAUAAAUUCUGAUUUCAGUUAUUUUUCUUUUCCUAAGUUUGCAUCUAUCUAGAUUUAUGAUGUGGCUACAACCUGUGUGUUUUUUAGAAAUAGCUCAUUUCUGCCAGAAGAGUUCUGGAAUUCUUGAUUAAAAAUGUGGCUUCUGUAUUUAAUUGUUAAAAAAUCACUUCCGUGUGUGAAAGCUGUAAGAAUUAAUCUUCUUGGUAUUUUUUUGUUGGUUAAUCUUCAUUCAUCCUCAUAUCCUUAACUUAAGAAAACAUUAGUUGUUGGUUCUUUCUUCAUUCUGUGUUUUGAUUUCUUCUCUUAUUUCGGCAUUUGCUUUUAUUUUUCAUAGUGUCUUCUCACAGUUUUGAUUAUGUGCUCUCAUAAAUUCUUUUUCUGUAAACUGGUAGCUUUUUUUUUUUAUCAGCAGACCUUACAGGAAGACUAAGUGUUUUGCAGGAAUGUCCUUUUUCUGUGUAGAUUUUUUUUUAACAUGUAUUUAACUUUAAACCCCUUGUUUUAUUUAGCUGUCUGUAUGCUGACACAGCAUGAUUUUUAUUUCCAGUAAAUGAAAGAAAAACACAUCCACCCAUAUGGUUUUUAGACUGAAAAACAGCCUUGGUCUACAACAAUUUGGCUAUUUAGUAGUUUUAAGUACUUAAUUUAGCAUUUUUAUUAUAUUUCAUCACUUGGGAAAUGAACACAGGCCUUUUACCCAUUCAGUAGUUCUUCUCGUUUGGGUUAUUUGUUCAGGUGGGAUUUUUGCUGAUUUCUUUUUCUUAGUAUAAUGUUGGGUUUUCUAUUACAGACUUCGGUUGAAAUGUGGAACUGAUGUUUUUGCUGUGAAUUACUGAGUAGUCCCUGAAAAAUCACUGUAAUACAACUGAGUGAACUACUGUGAUUGGUUUAAAAAAAAAAAAAAUUAAGUGCCAAUUGCUUUACUGGUAAAUGUGAAGGGAUACUUCACAGUUUACUGUAUAUGCUGUGCUCUUUGAAAAUAAAGUAGGUUUUGCAAGACUCUUAUAAAGCUUGUGGAAUAAAGUUUUGAGGUGACUGGAGGUCUUUGCAGUGUCAGAAAUAGAAAAUUAAUGGCUUUCUCCCUGAGGACUGUGGGCUGCUUCUGAGGAAUCCAGAAGUAAUUUAAAGGACUGAUCUACUGUCAGUAAGUUUGCUGCCUGUGGUCUUGUCUUUCCAUUGGAAAAUUUCAGUGUAUUUGAAGUGAACAUUUGAGGGUCACUGAACUAAAAAUAUGGAUUUAGAAAUGGUAUGGACCAAAUGUAUGGACAUGGUCCAUAGAAUGUAUGGACCAAAACGAGUUUAUCAAACCAAGGGGUUUCCUGCCUUCUUUCUGUUGUCCCUUGCUUUGGGCUGUUGAGCCUUGAAUCUCUGCUCUAUGCAAGUGUUUGUACCUCUGUGCAUCUUCUGGUAAGCACUUCAUAUCUGUGUGAGAGCAGGGGGUUUGUUUUUGCGCAUUCCCACUGCUCUCUAAUGAAUUCUAGCUUUGAAAAAUAAAGUGUGAGGAGGGAACACAGGAUGAACAACAAAAAUGGGAGGAAGUUCUGGGAGAGAAUUGAGUGGUGUGGUGUAUAGCCCAAAAUCCAAAGGUCUUCUCUGUCACCAUCACUCUAGCCACCUCAAUGCUGAGUGAUGCUCUUUUUCUAGGACUACGUACCUCUUAUGUAUGUAGUUCAGAGUGCAUGCACAAAUCAAAAUAACUUAUGUCCAAAUGUGCUGUAACUCAAAUUCUCCACAGGGGUCCUCAUCAUUUGUAUCCCGUAUGUUUUAUUGUUUCUUCCUUUUCUUCAGCAUGUGUGGAAGCCAAGUUUAUACUCUGAUUACCUUUGUGCUUAAUUCAUAUGUAAGUUUUGUGAGUAUAAUCAACACCAACUAAGUUUAUUUGCAAACAUAAAUAUCCCCCUGCAUCAGUUCUAUAAAGAUUCUGAGCAAGAACAGAACAGGUAAUGGUCACGAUGUGUGAAUACAAAUGCUGUUUAGUGACAAAGAUGGUCAGAGUCUCCUGCUGCUUCAGUGCUUUAAUUUCAGUUGUCAGUCUGUAUGUCAAGCAAAGUCCAGAGAAUGCAAGGCUAAUAGUAGCAAAGUAGCAUUGUUAUGUGGUAUUUUGAAAGAACUGUGUAUUCUAGUAAGUCUUAAGAUGUUUUUUUUAAUAAAGUAUUACGGAAUAAACAAUAGUGGGGAAAAAAAAAAUACAAGAACAAAAAAUCUCCAGCUCCCUCUGAGUGACAGCAUCACUGAUUUAAAAGGAAACUGCAUUUAUCACCCUGAAAAGACAUAGAAAUGGCUUCCACUAUGAAAACAAUCUCUGGCUUCAGGGGAUGGCUAGUUUUUACCGACGAGAGUUAAGUAUAACGUAAGUUAAAUUCACACUGAUUUAACGAAUGCUUAAGCUUCCUAGAACUGCUACCUUAUUCUUGUAAGCCUCUCAGACAUGCCAUCUAAAUUAGGUUGUUUGCUUAUUCUAAUAAAAAUCCUGAUCAAAUAGAAUUCUUCUGAGGAUUAUUUGUCUGAGUGGAAAAUUAGGCAGUCUAAGCACACUUCCAGGAAACAGGAGACUUGGAUGCUGUCAUAUUUGUCUGGUACUGGUUGCUCUUCCAAAUGAUCUGUAGUGAAUCUCAUGCCUCCUCUUCCUCUGCAUCCCAUAAUGAGUGAUACUCCUGUUGCAGUUCCCAUGGCUCAUGAUGCCCUGAAUUUGGGCUUCCACCUGCCUCUGUGCUCC